This is a messenger RNA of Cervus elaphus (red deer), 1185 nucleotides long. Its product is annotated as keratin-associated protein 4-7-like. The transcript has a single exon. Bases 60 to 719 code for a protein of 219 amino acids. Lineage: Eukaryota; Metazoa; Chordata; Mammalia; Artiodactyla; Cervidae. The record is from RefSeq and is a predicted model, not a curated record. Gene Ontology annotation, cellular component: keratin filament.
AACAAGAAACCACCCUCUUGCAAGCCCACUCGUGGAACUCCACUCCUUCCAUUGACACCAUGGUCAGCUCCUGCUGUGGCUCCGUCUGCUCUGACCAGAGCUAUGGCCAAAGUCUCUGCCAGGAGACUUGCUGCCAGCCCAGCUGCUGCCAGACCACCUGCUGCAGGACCACCUGCCCUCGCCCCACCUGCUGCAUCUCUAGCUGCUGCCGCCCCUCCUGCUGUGUUUCCAGCUGUGGUUCCAGCUGCUGCAGGCCUACCUGCUGCAUCUCCAGCUGCUGCAGGCCCCAGUGCUGCCAGCCUGUCUGCUGCCAGCCCACCUGCCCUCGUCCCACCUGCUGCAUCUCUAGCUGCUGCCGCCCCUCCUGCUGUGGGUCCAGCUGCUGCAGGCCCCAGUGCUGCCAGCCUGUCUGCUGCCAGCCCACCUGCCCUCGUCCUACCUGCUGCAUCUCUAGCUGCUGCCGCCCCUACUGCUGUGGGUCCAGCUAUGGUUCCAGCUGCUGCCGCCCCUCCUGCUGCAUCUCCAGCUGCUGCAGGCCCCGCUGUUGCCAGUCUGUGUGCUGCCAGCCCACCUGCUCCCGCAUCUCCAGCUGCUGCCGCCCGAGCUGCUGCCUGCGCCCAGUGUGUGGCCGGGUCUCCUGUCACACCACUUGCUAUCGGCCCACCUGUGUCAUCUCCACCUGCCCCCGCCCCGUGUGCUGUCCCUCCUCUUGCUGCUGAGCCUGCCGCCCUGUGACCACUGUCUCUGUUUACCUCUGUCCCCACUAAUGCAGACCCUUCUUUUGUGCUGAUCAUGAGGACACCUGGGCUGGGGCUGAUGUUGCUGAACUGAUUUGGGUCUCAUGAUUUUAAUGAGCCCACCACAGGUCCACUAUCUCUGUGAGCACAUUCUGGCAUCAGUCUAAAUUCUACUUGUCUGGACCUCUCCCCUUCAUCCAAGUGUGAAUUUGCUUGUAUCAGUAACAUACCAACUCUUGUGUUGAUCAAUUCUCUUCAAAUUCUCCUUCUUAACUUUGGCCUUCAAGUCAUCAAGCAGCUAAAGUUCAAUUACAAUAUUUCUGCAUUAUGAAUAUUUAUAGUUGCUCUCUUAAUGGCUCCAGUGAAAAUUCUCCUUUAUCAUUUUUAUUCCCCAAAUUUUCCUAAGUUGUAACUCUAUGACAAAAAUAAACUAUCACUUUCCUAUAUG